GGGGGGUUAAAAGCGCAGUACAACGGGUUUUGUUUUUAUUUGUGUAGAGCGAGGACGGCUUUCAAGGGACCCGUCCUCUUAAUGAAAAUUGAAGACCACUUGAGAAGCCAUGACCAGAACACUGUUAAUGCUCCUGUCUGCUCUCUGCUGCUGCCUAGCGGACAAUGUGGAGCUGCUCCGCACUAAGAGAGGGACCCGUUUUUACAGAGGUGAGCCCGUCAGGGAGCCAGCCAGACGGACGCUUUUGAUUAUUCAUGUCAAGAAGUCUCCACCCUCCUUUGACACCUCCCUUCAAUGUUUGGAUGGUGAGACGUCAGCUGUGCGUGGUUAUUGGGACACUUGGCUGCGAUGGAGGGGACAGCGCGUGGAGUAUUGCCGUUGUGUGAAAGGAAAAGAGUUUUGUCAUAUUGUGCCCAUCAUCAACUGCUACGUUUCUCAGUGCUACAACGGAGGAACCUGUAAGGAGGCCGUGUACACUUCAGACUACAUUUGCCAGUGUCCCCCAGGCUUCAGUGGGACUCAGUGUGAGAUCAACUCCAAUGAGAAAUGCAUUGUGGGUCAGGGUGAAGGAUACCGAGGCACGUGGAGCAUCAGCCAUUCAGGAGCGGAGUGCAUCAACUGGAACUCUACGUCUCUGAGGGGAAGGAGGUUCACUGCUAGGAAAGUGGACGCCAGCAGCCUUGGACUGGGCAAUCACAACUUCUGCAGGAACCCUGACAACGACAGCACUCCUUGGUGUUACAUCUAUAAAGGCACUCAGAUCACCUGGGAUUUUUGUUCCAUGCCCAAAUGUCCAGAAGAUGGGUACCAAGAAUGUGUGCAGGGCUCGGGUCAGUCAUACCGAGGCACGAAAUCCGUCACGAAGAGCGGCUCUCACUGUCUCCCGUGGGAUUCUCCUGCCGUCAAGCGCAAGGUGAACAACGCUUGGGGAUCUGACGCACUGGAGAAUGGACUAGGCAGCCACAGCUUCUGCAGGAAUCCAGACGGUGACGCAGGUCCGUGGUGUCACACCUACAAGAGCAUGCAGCUGACCUGGGAGCUGUGUGACAUACCCAAAUGCUCGAGACGUCCAUCCGUCAUCAGCACUCUUGGCCCACGUGCCCCGACCACUAACAACAAUAACAGAGCAACAUGUGGCCAGCGCUUAGACAACACCCUGAAUCGCCCGGCAUUCCGCAUGUUUGGUGGCAGACAGAGCGACAUAACGGAGCAGCCGUGGCAGACGGCCAUUAACGUUUACCAGGCCCGCCACAGAAAACACUUUCACCGAUGCGGAGGAGUCCUCAUUGACUCCUGUUGGGUCCUGUCUGCUGCACACUGCUUCGAGGACAACGAUAAAGCAGAAAAACUGGAAGUGAUUUUGGGAAGAACCUUCCGGAAGCAGAAUUCCAGCAGCGAACAGAUUUUCCAGGUUGAGAAGUACUGGAAUCACGAGAAAUUCAACAACGAAACAUUUGACAAUGACAUCGCACUCUUGAAGCUAAAGACGGACAUUGGCAUCUGUGCUGUAAACUCUCCAGAGGUUCUUCCUGCGUGUCUGCCUGAACGUGGGCUGGUGCUGCCCGACUGGACCGAGUGUGAGAUCUCAGGCUACGGAAAAGACUCUGAAUUUGCUGCUGAGUUCUCCGAGCGCGUAAAGAGAGGUUUCGUUCGCCUCUGGCCCAAAGAGCGCUGCGUCCCAGACGUGCUGUCCCAGCGCACGGUCACCUCCAACAUGCUGUGUGCGGGUGAUACCCGUGGCCUGGACGAUGCCUGCAAGGGAGACUCUGGCGGCCCGCUCGUCUGUCGCAACAAUGACAAGAUGACUCUGAUGGGCGUGAUCAGCUGGGGCGACGGGUGCGGGCAGAAGGAUAAGCCUGGGGUCUACACCCGAGUCACCAAAUACAUCGACUGGAUCAACAGCAAAAUCAAGGCAAACCCUGUCUAAAGGAAGAGCGACUGCAAAGAUGACGUUGAUGGAUGACCACACCCAUAAACUCAAGUGUGUAAAGCAGGAAAACGCAGAUAUGUUGAUCAUUGUGAAGAUACACAGAGAGAAGUCCACAGGACUCUUGAUUCUGUUGUUCUGUAGAUCUGUUGAUCUAAAUCCAAACUGAUGGAGGUUUUAAACCAGCAGGACCACGCCAACAGAGUGAUCAAUCAUGAGUUUUCAUGUGGACAGAAACACAGGACAAACUCUUUUUCCUCGUUCUGGGCCAUCUUGAUCGUGAUAAUACAUUCUUAUCUCUUAACGCAAGCAGCGUUUUUGUGCAUUUUCUGAAUAUUUCGUCCACCAAAAACUAGAGGUUCGGGCAUUGAACCUAACAGGAAAAACACGGAAUAUUUGUGUAUUCCUCUGCUCUUUCUGGUUGGCUUCGUGCUGUUUUAUACAAAUAAGUCACGGUUGGUAGACAUCAGGUCCGUAGCUAUUUCAAUCCAAAAGCCCACUCCACUCAACACAGGCAUUUACUUUGCACAUCACAGUAGUUCGCAUAAGAAUUUAGGGAUUUUUUAAAGUUUUGUGCAAAGAUUGUGUUUUCUAGAUGUGAGGUUACGUUGCCUCAAUUACAAAUGUUCUGCAUUUGCUUUCUUUGGGGCUGUAGGGGUUGCAGACCAAAACACAAAAUCUAUCUGCUGGUUCAGAUUAUGCUUGUUGUUGCAGUUUGUACUCCUUCAGCUCCCCGCUGCCUUCUAGAUGGGAUUAGAUUUUGACAGGUGGAAGCUCUGAGAUACUCACUCUAUUCAACAAACCCCAUUUUUUUCUUAUGACUUGUUUUUAAAUGAGCUUUUCCAGAGCAUUUAUCCACCAGACACCUGGGUUGAGCCCAGCAUGUAUAUAACAGUUAUAUUGUCUGAUAUAUAACUUUUUAUAUUGUAAAUGACUUGGUGCUGUUCUACAUUGAAACUGCUUAUUGACUGCAAAAAGUAUCUCCUUAACAAACUCACUUUGUUCUGGGAUUGGGUUUUAGAUGUUUUUUUACUAAGUUAAUAUUUAUGUGUAUUUUAUUUUGUAUUGGAGAAACUACUUUUGUAGUGUGUAGUUUAAUAAUUUAUUGUCUCUGUCAUUAUAACCACAUCUGGCAACA
Messenger RNA from Anoplopoma fimbria (sablefish), 3065 nucleotides. RefSeq names its product plasminogen activator, tissue (gene plat). Bases 110 to 1927 code for a protein of 605 amino acids. NCBI's taxonomy places the organism in Eukaryota, Metazoa, Chordata, Actinopteri, Perciformes, Anoplopomatidae. Gene Ontology annotation, molecular function: serine-type endopeptidase activity. The record is from RefSeq and is a predicted model, not a curated record. The transcript has 15 exons. Gene Ontology annotation, biological process: plasminogen activation; smooth muscle cell migration.